Molecule: messenger RNA, 1026 nt
Organism: Salvia splendens (bonfire salvia)
Lineage: Eukaryota; Viridiplantae; Streptophyta; Magnoliopsida; Lamiales; Lamiaceae
Exons: 1
Coding region: 1-1026 (341 amino acids)
Source: RefSeq, a predicted model, not a curated record
AUGAGCAGCAGCAGCAUCAUGGAGCCAUGGCUGAUGCUAGCAGCACCGAAAUCCAAAUCCUGGGAUGAUGAUCAUAAGUUGUACAGCCUUGGAGAGAAGAAAGUGAUUAGCAUUAAAUCCUGGGAAGCGCCGGCGUGGGCAGAGGGGGAGCGUGUAAUACACUUGGGAUGUACCCGCGGCUGGAUGGCAUCAUUCAAUAAAGAUAACCAACAGAUUUUCCUCUCCAAUCCCAUCACCCGUCGCCACAUAAAGCUUCCCGCCUUGCCCAUAUCAACUUCACCCAGCAUUCAUAAUAUUAUCCUUACCUCCUCAUCUCCCGAUGCCCACGACUGCCGCGCCAUCAUCACCUACAACAGACGCAUUGCGCUCUGCUUCCCCGGCCACAACAGCAGCAGCACCUGGCUUCCCGUGUGCAACCACCUCCAAUACGUGGAUAUCGCCUACUCCACCCGCCAGAAACGCCUCUUCUGCUUAAACUUUGACUCGCUCGAGUGCUGGGACCUCCAAUCUCCCUCCUUUCUGUGGAAUAAUCCCUUGUAUGGUGAUGAUGAGGAUGAGAAGGCGGCUGUCCACAAUGGAUUCUGUAUCCUCGACCAUCUGGUGAUGGAUGACCAUUCCGACCGCCUAUUUCUAGUGCAACGUCAUGCCUUGGAAGGUGUCGGGCGCGACGGAUCCUGCAUGAGAGUCGCCUCGACUGGCAUUAACCGCUACCCACACAAAACCCUUAGUUUCGACGUCUAUGAAGUCGAUGCCAAGAAAGGGACACUCUCGAAAAUGGAGGGUUCAUUGGAUGGUUUGGCAAUGUUUGUCGGAUGCAACAGCUCAUUUGCGCUUCCCGCGGCGGACUUCAACUUGACACCCGAUUCAAUAUAUUUCGUCGAUUAUGUGACAGGAGACGAAUGCCAUGAUAUUGGCAUCUUUAAUUAUGUGGAUACUAAACUAUCUUCCAUCUACUAUCCCUCUCAUCCCUCUCAGACAUCCAGGGGGCUUGCACCAAUCUUUUGGUUCACUCCAACUCCACAUUAG